Mesorhabditis belari is the source of this 1809-nucleotide messenger RNA. Lineage: Eukaryota; Metazoa; Nematoda; Chromadorea; Rhabditida; Rhabditidae. The record is from the annotation of a GenBank genome assembly.
AUGUCGGCUCGGUUGAUUCGCUUUAUAGGGAACCAUGAUGUGAACGCUGAAGGCAAAUACAUUUGGGAGAUUUUAGCGCAACUAAGGAAUUUUGGUGUCGGGCGAUUGGUUACAAAAUCGGAAUGGGGACGAAAAUGGCCAGACCAGGCGUCGUAUUUGCGAAUUCAAAGAGUUGCUCCAUCAAUGGAUAGAUGGUUGUUUAAUGGUCGAUUAUGGGGCGAAUGGAUAUAUCGGGGACGCAACCUUGGAAUUUACGAGUUUGCACAUGAUUUAAAUAGAUCGGACUGGCAACUUAUACAUCGACACGAUGAAUCAACAUUUACAAAUUGCACACAGCCAAUGAAAGAUAUAAAAAUGGCGGACAGUUUUCCGUUACCUCCCUUGCAAUUACAUAUGUGCAAGAAAGCAACCGUUUCCCGUGGAAAAGAGUGGACGAGUGAUCAAGGUCGAGCACCUUUAUCGUUGAGCGUAGAUCCAGAAUUUUCGCACAUCAAGAGCUUGAUUAAACAAGAAAAGCCAACCGGACACGCGGACACUAUUUACGAUGAGCAAUCGACUUCGGGAAAAAUGGCAUUGGCUCGUAGCGUGAUGCAAACGGCGGUUCGUGGCACAGCCUGGUGGAGUCAUGUGGAGAUGGGUCCACCCGAUGCAAUUCUUGGCGUCACCGAAGCUUUUAAGAGGGACACCAAUCCAAAGAAGAUGAACCUCGGCGUUGGAGCUUAUCGCGAUGAUCAAGGUAAACCAUUUGUUUUGCCCUCGGUUCGAACUGCUGAAGAGCAAUUGCUCGCUGGGAAGAUUGACCACGAAUACGCUGGAAUUGCCGGGUUGGCGGACUUUUGCAACCACUCCAUCAAACUAGCUUUGACCGACAAAUCUUCGGCGUUAACCGAGAAACGAACGGCGACGGUUCAAAGCAUCUCUGGAACAGGUGCUCUGCGAAUUGGAUCCGAAUUUCUGACGAAAUAUGCGAAGACUAAAGUGAUCUAUCAACCUACUCCCACCUGGGGUAACCAUGUUCCCAUUUUCAAAUUUGUCGGAAUGGAUGUUAAGAGUUAUCGUUACUAUGACAAGUCGACAUGUGGCUUCGAUGAAAAGGGAGCCUUGGCAGACAUUGCGGCUAUUCCAAAAGGAAGCGUGAUUCUUUUGCACGCUUGUGCUCACAAUCCAACUGGAGUUGAUCCGACGCGCGAUCAAUGGAAGAAAAUUUCGGAAGUUUGCAAACAGCGCGAACUCUUCGUUUUCUUUGACAUGGCCUAUCAAGGAUUUGCUUCUGGUAAUGUUGAUGGAGAUGCUUUUGCUGUGCGAUAUUUUAUCGACCAAGGGCACAACAUUAUUCUCUCGCAGUCAUUCGCCAAGAACAUGGGACUUUACGGGCAACGUGUUGGUGCAUUCAGUGUGGUCUGUGAAUCAAAGGAUGAGGCUGAUCGAGUCAUGUCGCAGCUUAAGAUCCUUAUUCGUCCAAUGUAUUCAAAUCCACCCAUUCAUGGAGCCAGAAUCGUUUCGAAAAUUCUUGCCGAUCCCGCUCUUCAUAAGCAAUGGUUAGCUGAUGUGAAGGGAAUGGCUGAUCGUAUCAUCUCGAUGCGUGCUCAACUUCGCGAUUUGCUGAAGAAAGAGGGCUCGCAACGCGAUUGGAAACACAUCACCGACCAGAUCGGCAUGUUCUGCUUCACGGGAAUCUCACCUGAUCAGGUUGAGCGAUUGACAAAAGAUCACUCGAUUUAUCUGACGAAAGACGGAAGGAUUUCGGUGGCCGGAAUCUCAUCGAACAACGUUGGAUAUCUGGCUCACGCCCUUCAUCAAGUGACGAAA